AUGUUUGCUCAAAACCAGCACAUUUUCUACCGUAAGUCCAGAACCAAUACUCCCGCCUUGUGCAGGAGGGGCAUCAGUGAAUUAUGCCCUCAGCUGUGCAGGCUUAGGUCGCUGCCUCGGUGCUCGGCCACCACUCGCUGCUGGGGAACUCAGGUGAGUGAGUCAAAAGUGAUUAUCAGUUCUGGUUGCAAGGUUGCAACUCCUUACCGUCUCAGCAUUUCUGAAUCAGAUCUGCUGGUUAUAAUCCACAUCACGCAGAUCACAUGUGGCGUCCUCCAGGUUUCUGUCCAGGAAGAACUGGAGCCAGGUAUCCUGGUUGGAUCCCUGGGUAAACACUUCCCACCUCCAUACCAGCUCCUGACUGAGGACUUUCUGUGGAUGGACACAAACACUGGGAAUCUUUUCACUGCUGGGCUAAGAAUGGACCGUGAGAAGCUUUGCCCCGAGGUUACAACAGCUGAUGGGUGUAUUAUUCUACAGAACGCCAUUGUGGGGCCUUCAGGAGAUCUCAUACAGUUUCCUGUGAUCAUAGAGGACAUCAAUGACAACCCACCGCAUUUUGAAAACAGUGAAAUACACCUAGAGGUGUCCGAGGACAUAGCCGUAGGGGCCGAAUUCUUCUUGGACGACCAGGCGCAGGACAGUGAUGUCGGACGUAACGGGCAGCUGAGGUACCAUUUACGAGGUUCUGGUGGAGUUUUCACUUUAAAGUUUAGGGACGCUUCUGUCCUGCUGGUUGUACGAGCAGCUCUGGACAGGGAGACUCUGGAUCUGUAUCAGAUGCAGCUGGUGGCCAUCGACUGUGGUGUAAACCCUUUAAGUGCUUCAGUUGCUCUAAUAGUCAGAGUGACUGAUGUUAAUGACAACUGUCCAAGCUUUGGUCCCGACAGUCCGCACAGCGCCACCAUCCCCGGAGACGCCCUGAAGAACACAGUGGUCACUAAAGUGGUGGCCACAGACCCGGACUCAGGCCCAAAUGCCGUCAUCGUUUAUUCACUCAGUCCCAAAGUUUCUGAAAGGGCCAGAAUGCUCUUAAACCUCAACAGCCACACAGGGUACGUCAGAUUAAAAGAAGACCUCCAAAACGACAUCUCUGAGGAGCUGGUGUUAAAGGUGUUAGCCAGUGGCCCUCGCUGCCCCCCGGCAGACACUCAUGUAACCAUUUCUGUGCUCGCCAAAGCGACCCAGGAGCUCACAAUAAAGAUCGGGUUCAUUGCUGAGCAGCUCAACCAGACGAUGGUGUUACCGGAGAAUCAGCUCCCCACUGCCUUGGCUGUUUUAGAGCUUGAGGGUGACAGCAGCAUUAAAGGCUCAUCUCUUGCCAUUGAGGGUGACGUGCCUUUCUCUUUGAGCCUGCAGAGUGGCAAAUAUCUGCUUUCUACAUCAAAGCCUCUAGACUAUGAGAUGAAAAGCGAGUAUUGCAUUUCAGUGGUAGUGCAAGGGAGCUCACCUGAAAGGCCUGUGAUCCCUCCGUCAGGGCGAGAGAUCAGGGUGAUGGUGGAGGAUGUCAAUGAUAAUGCCCCAUAUUUCCUUCAGACUCACUACCAGCAAGAGGUGGAGGAAAACAACCAGCCAGGGAUCACACUGCUACAGGUGUCAGCCUCUGAUGCAGACAGCGGUCACAAUGGCAGGGUGACCUACCGGCUGCACAGAUACGCAUCAGCCAUCUUUAGUAUUGACUCUGUGACAGGUCAGCUUUCUGCUUUGGCUUCUCUGGAUAGGGAGCAGCAGGCAACAUACACACUUGCUGUAUUUGCUCAAGAUAGCGGCUCUCCUUCCCUGGAGUCCCAAGCCACUGUUGUUAUUCGUGUUCUGGACCAGAAUGACAAUGCACCUGUUUUUCUCUCCCCUCACCUCAUAUUUUUCAUCCCGGAGAAUGUUCCACCACUUACCCAGGUGGGGAGGAUAGAGGUGAGAGACCCAGACGAAGGGGAGAAUGGGAACACAGAACUGCGAGUUGUAAACAGCAGCGUGCCCUUUGUGGUGGAUAACAGUCAGAGAACCCUACGGACCACCGCUGAUCUGGACCGAGAGACGGAGGAUCGUUACGAACUUUACCUUUUGGCCAGCGACAACGGCCAUGCGGUCGCUCUAACCACCACCGCCAGAGUGACUGUUUUUGUGGAGGACGUCAACGACAACCAGCCAAAAGUGAUCCUUCCCAGCAGCAAUACCUCGUGUCUAACUCUCUCGCCUGACACCCUGGCUGGGACUACGGUCACAAAGAUCUACGCCGUCGACGAGGACUCGGGGUUAAAUUCUGAGAUCACUUUCUCUGUGGCUGCACCAGGGCCACUGCAACUAAACUCCAUCUUCCAGGUUGACUCAAGAUCAGGGAACAUCACCUUGAGUCAACAGCUUCUGCAAGAAGACGUGGGAAUGCAUCAUCUCUUCAUUGUUGUCAGGGACAACGGGAAACCAGCUCCCCUCUAUACAACAGUCUGGGUUAAUCUGCUAGUCAACGAGAGCACAGAGCACUGUUAUUUGGAAAGGGCGCCUACGUGGGCAGGGACGUCAGAGUUGGUUCAAAGGCCUUCGGAGUCUCCUAUCUGCCAGGUGGAGACUACUGGAUCUGUUCAAGCAUUUUACAUCCACGUUGGCAUCGGUUUGGUUGUAGUUUCAGUAGUUUUGUUACUGAUAACAGUUGGUUUGUUUUGUAGAAGAAGUAUUCGAAAACACAAGAAGGGGUGCAGAAAAGAAAAUGAAAUUCCACUCAGUCUCAAAGAUAAAUGUUAUUCUGGUGAAUAAGGCAAACAAAAGAGUCAUCUCACUCACAGUUUCAAGGCUGAAGACAGACGCGGGAUUAAACAUCUUCAGAGUGUUUGUCUUGGGCUUUUGGAAUAAAACAAAAAACACCACUGCAUGCCUCUGAAACACUGCAUUCAGAUGUUUGUCAAAAGCAAAGGAGAGACACUUAGCAGAAGGAAACCCAGCUUUCCGAUAAGGAUCCCACACAAUGGGAGCUGCAGAAACCUGUUCCCAAAGCCUUUUGCAGAAAUCUCUUAUGCUAUAGACCCAAUGAGGCAUGGGUGAUGAGCACUGCAGGGCCAUCAGCUGACAUCACGUGUCACAGCAAGCCAGUGGUACACUGCCUUCAUCAGCUUUAAGUAUUCCCAUGUAAGUAGGAAAGUUGAGGUAAUCGCCUGCUAAGUUGAUUGGACCUUUCUCAGAUUUCUGACUCUGAGUGACGGAGAGUCGGCGGUGUUUAGACACACAAAAGAGGUUGAAUGUUCCUUCAGCGGGAAAUUGAUGAAAGUGCCCAACUCUGAGGGCUCAGGGGGUAAGUGAGUGUCUACGCACAGGUGAGAGGAGGCAGAGAGAAGAAAGCAAGCAUCUCCACCGCGGUGCCGUCACCCAAUCGCACGGCUUCUCACUCACAGCAGAGAAAAACCUGCUAUCCCUACAGGUUUGCUAUUCUCAUGACUAGUGCUUCAACUGAAAUCCCACUGUGUUCAAAUGUGUUUUUAAAUACCAACAAGCUUUGAUGCUUUUAAGCGACACAUUAGAUCUAAAGCAGGUUAAGUGAUGCAUUAAAAAUGAAUGAGUCAGGGUACUGGGUGUUUACAGAUGGUAAUAGUAAAGGCAGAUGUUUUCAGAACCAAAGUUUCCUUUUUUCUUUUUAACGUUACAGUGUAGUGCACGCUUGUUUUUGAGGGGAAAAACACAUUGUGCAACAACCUGGUUAGUGGAGAAAAUGGCAUGUAUAACAUGAGGCGUCUCUGUGGAUGCCCGAGUGAGCUGCUUCAAAAAUAAAUAAUCUAAUAGGGGUAUACUGUGAGGCUAAACUGCAUUAACUCAAAUGAAAUGAAGAGCUCUGUACUUAAUUUAGAAAUUAAACUUUUUGUUUUUUACAGGAAGAAUAAUAAAACAAGUGGAUUAAACAUUUAAAAUCAUAGUUUUGUAUUUUCUGACCUGUCUGACAACCCCCUCUUUACAGCGUUAUAUUUGUAGAUUGCUUGUUUGGGGGAAAGGCACACACACACACACACACACACACACACACAC
This is a messenger RNA of Nothobranchius furzeri (turquoise killifish), 4005 nucleotides long. RefSeq names its product protocadherin 20-like (gene pcdh20l). Gene Ontology annotation, biological process: homophilic cell-cell adhesion. Gene Ontology annotation, molecular function: calcium ion binding. The record is from RefSeq and is a predicted model, not a curated record. NCBI's taxonomy places the organism in Eukaryota, Metazoa, Chordata, Actinopteri, Cyprinodontiformes, Nothobranchiidae. Gene Ontology annotation, cellular component: plasma membrane.